Messenger RNA from Hermetia illucens (black soldier fly), 1609 nucleotides. RefSeq names its product katanin p60 ATPase-containing subunit A-like 2. The record is from RefSeq and is a predicted model, not a curated record. The coding region runs from base 99 to 1493 and encodes 464 amino acids. NCBI's taxonomy places the organism in Eukaryota, Metazoa, Arthropoda, Insecta, Diptera, Stratiomyidae. The transcript has 8 exons. Gene Ontology annotation, molecular function: ATP hydrolysis activity; protein binding; ATP binding.
AACGAGGUUGUUUAUGAACUCAAACAUCCAGUUGCCAGUUUAAUUUUAUUCAAUACUUAUGAAGUUUGUUUAUUAAAUGAGGAUUUGUUUACGAGAAUAUGGCUCAAGAAGAAGCUAAAAGGGCAUUCUCUGAACGAAAACGCAAUAUCCUGUACUUAGUGCAUCAAUAUCUUAAUAAUAUGGGUUACGAAAAAGCUGCAGAGACAAUUAAAGUAGAUGCUCACCUACAAUCAGAGUACACUAUUUGCGAUAACAUCGAUCUAGAUGCAAUGUAUUUGGAAUACUGUAGCUAUUAUCACAUGAAAUUUCAAAAAUUUCCAAGCAUAAUCAAAAAAAUCGAUGGAAAUUCUGAAGUUCACCUAAGAAAUCCAAGAAAACUCAAAUCCGCAAGAGCUGCUUUGAACCCAACUACGGCACGAACAGCACCAGCCAUUAAAUCAGAGCCACGGAAGGAAAUUAGUGCAGAAACUAUAAUUGAAUUAGACAGUCCUUUGGCUUUAACGGACAGCUUGAAAAUAAAGCAAAUUUCUCAUGAAAAAUCAGUGCAGCAUGAUUGUGGCGAUGGAGUGCGGGUAUAUCCACCUUUGAGUGACUGUGAGUAUUACUCGCAAGAGUGGAAGGAAAUGGCCGAGACUAUUUGCAGAGAUAUAAUAAAAAAAGAUUUAGGAGUGGCCUGGAAAAAUAUAUAUGGAAACACGAAAAUAAUAUCUUUGAUUAAAGAAGCUGUUCUAUUGCCACUAGAACAACCGUCUUUAUUUUCAAGCAAUAUAAAACCAUGGAAAUCAGUUCUUCUACAUGGACCCCCUGGAACCGGAAAGUCCUUAAUUGCAAAAGCUUUGUGCACUGAGACCUUAGGUCGAGUAACUUUUUUCCGAAUAUGCCCUAGUACGAUAAUCUCGAAAUGGCGCGGAGAGUCUGAGAAGACAAUACGGGUCUUGUUUGAAGUAGCAAGAUAUUAUGCACCGUCCAUAAUAUUUUUCGACGAAAUUGAGGCAUUGACUUCCAGACGAGACAGUGGAUCUGAGCAUGAAGCUUCGAAACGAUUCAAAAAUGAGUUUCUUUCAUUAUUAGAUGGUGUUGGAGAAGAUAAUAGUAAUAUCUUUAUAUUGGCAACUACAAACUUGCCUUGGGAAAUGGACUUAGCGUUUCUUCGACGAUUUGAAAAAAAGAUUCUAACGGAUAUGCCAAACACGAAUGAACGAAAAUCUAUAAUCAAAUCUUUUUUACCUUCUACAUUAAAAUUGUCAGAAUCAUUAUUGGAUAAACUAGCAGAGAGCUCAUUUGGAUUCACAGGUGAUGAAAUACGAGUCGCUUGUAAGGAAGUUGCAAUGAAGCAGAUCCGCUACGCUUCCGGUUCACAAAAAAACACGAAAAGGCAGUCCCACAUUCCUGAAGAAGACAUCCUUGUCGCCUUUGAGCAAACCAGUCCAAUUUGCGCGAAAACUUAUCAGAGGUACAUCGACUGGAACAAUUCGCACGGGAACAAAGUAUAGAGUGCAAUAUUGGGAAUUUACGAAUAAAACUUUCUUUAAUAAUUAUUAAAAAUAAAACAUGAGAUAUUACAAAUAUUCAGUUCACUUUCUUCUAGGGGUUUUCUGCAUUCUUUGAC